This is a messenger RNA of Engraulis encrasicolus (European anchovy), 882 nucleotides long. RefSeq names its product HOP homeobox (gene hopx). The coding region runs from base 268 to 510 and encodes 80 amino acids. Gene Ontology annotation, biological process: cell differentiation; regulation of transcription by RNA polymerase II. Gene Ontology annotation, molecular function: DNA binding. The record is from RefSeq and is a predicted model, not a curated record. NCBI's taxonomy places the organism in Eukaryota, Metazoa, Chordata, Actinopteri, Clupeiformes, Engraulidae. The transcript is spliced from 2 exons. Gene Ontology annotation, cellular component: nucleus.
UUGCAGCGCUGGUCUUUCACACGGUCCAUGCUGAGCGGGACUCACCCAGCUACUUGUCAACUUGUUCCACAGUUUCACUGCUCGUGGACACAGCGCGCGUAUCCACAACUUGUCCGCCGUCACAGCUGUUUACUAAUAACAAACUCUUGCCACCAUUUACUUGUGAACUUGGCCUGAAGUUGGCUGCAAAUAAGUAUCAUUUUUUGUGGAAAAAGUUGACUGAAAGAGGAAGUAUUUUUUUUGUUGCCAAACUACAAUACAGAGGACAUGGCAGCAGAGGUGAGCAUGGGUUUAGGCGUUGCGGCGAUGCAACUCGCAGAGGACCAGAUCAAAGUUUUGGAGGAGAACUUCACCAAAGUGACCAAGCAUCCAGACGAGACGACGCUCAUGUUGAUCGCGGCGGAGUGUGGCUUGUCCGAAGAGGACACAGCGAAGUGGUUCAGGCUACGCAACGCCCUGUGGAGGCAAGCGGAGGGGCUCCCGGCUGAACUGGGGUCAGUGAAGGACUGAGGAAAAAGGAGUUUGUGUCCCAAGAAAAGGAUCCCUAAUUCCCCCGUGCCUCCCUCAUCUCCUCGUACCCUCUCUCUCUGGGAAGCUUGUCUACUGGGCUUCGCUGCCAAGAAGCUGGCUACCUCUGACUCUCCAUCUCCUCCUCUCCCCCUCUCCGUUCCCCUUCCCCAUCCCUCCUGUUCUCCCAAAUUCCUUAUUUUAUAUCAGAGUCGACUAUGCUAAAUGUGAAGUGUACGUGAGUCACAUUUGUGUCUUGUGUUAUUUUAUUUUAGAUUUUUUGUGGAGCUAAUAUUACGUUUACAUAAAUAAUAAAAAAUUAUAUAUAUUCUGUCAUUACAUCUCUUGUUGCUUGUUUAGAGUUCCGCAUGGACA